AACGAGGGGGAGUCGUGGCAUCAGCCGUAAAUAUGGAUGCCGAUAAUGGCGUUUGGAGAGCGGAGAGCCGGCCCGCCGGUUCAUGCGGUGACGGGCCCCAUCCCGGUUCGGUGAACCGGUGCCGGCUCGACUCGGUUACUUCCGUGGCCUAUAAAGGAAGGAUUUGGCGAGUUUCGGGAGAGGGCGGAUUCGAGUGAAAGCCGAAAUCUUCGCGCCCUCUCUGUCUCGCUUUGUUGAUACAAAGACGAGAAGAGCGGACGGCGGAGAAUGAGGGGCGACCGAGGAUCGACGGCGGAGGAGGCGGUUCCAUGGUGGGAGAAGGAAGUCGCAGAAGCGGCGGCGGCGGCGACGGGGGAUGACGAGGAAGGGUGGAAGUGCCGGAAACAGCACGUGCAGCCCCUUUACGGAGUCUGCCCCUCCUGCCUCCGCGAUCGUCUCCUCCGUCUCUGCCCGGACUGCGCCAACGUCCGCCCUUGCGGUUGUUUCCCCUCCUACUCCUCGUCGUCCUCCUCGUCGUCCCUUUCCUCCGCCGAUCUCGCCAGAUCCGGAGGAGUAGGAGGAGGCGGAGAAGAGCGUGGGGGCGUUGGGAUCGGAGUGGUGGGUCCAGUAUCGCGGCUGAUGGAUAGCGAACCGGCCUUCCGGCGGUCCCGAUCGGUGGGGUUCCAGCUGCUCAGGACGAGAUCGGUGGCUUCCACCGCUUCCGAAGUCGGCAACGUCGCGCAACCGUCUCCUCCGUCUGGAGGCGGCAAAGGGUGGGCUACGUUCUGGCCGUUCUCGUGGGCCCUGGGAAGGAGGGCAUCCGCGGAGACGGCGGGGGCGAAGCUGUACAGGUCGAGGUCGGUGGCCGCGGGGCGCUCGCCGGAUGCGAGUGGCGGCCGCAAGGUGGGGAGGGGGAAGGGGUCUCGGAGGUGGCACUUCCCGAGCCCGAUGAAGGUAUUCCGACGCCAGAAGUCGACGAUGAGGGUAGUUCAAGAGCGGUCACCGUUGUGGCGGGGGUGAGAAUGACCACCCUCGACUUAGAGAAAAGAGGUGCGUAUAAGGAGAUUCCUUUUAGCCUCUUGAUAAUUGUCGGCUAAUCAUUAUUACUAUUGUCACCGCCGUCUCAUAUUUUUGCGUUUUGUAAAUAUAAUCAAUUAAUUAGCACGGAUAAAUGAGAUAAUAAUCAGGUCCGUGGGAUGUCCAUCAGACGGUUAUCAACCGCACUGAGGAGGGGGAUCGGGAUAGUGUAAAUAGUUUGGGUUUCUUAGGGGAAAGUGCCAACGGAGGCCCUUCUUUAGGGAUCGCACGUGCAGGAUGCGUCCGUUGGUGCACGUGACGACGUCGUCGCCUCUCACGUUCGUCCCAUCGAACGAGGCGCGACGAUUGGGCUGUGGUCGUUGGCAACCACGAUGGCGACAACUGACACGGUCCUGCCACGUCGAGAACCGCCAUUGCUGCCAUGCUCUGCUUCCGGUCUGUGCCAAACAGGGAGCGUCUCCGCAGGCACGAAGUUUCAAACGGCCCGAGCUCGGGAAGGGCGCUGAGAAUUAUUGUUAACGACGGAAUGAAAAGAGAGGAGAGGGGUCUCGUUUAUUCUUUCAUUUGGAGAUGGAAAUAUUGCUACCGAACCAUCGGUAAAAGUAGGUCAUGUUGUCUAUUUUCCGUGGAAUGUUGCUUAUGGAUUUCCGUGUUCGACAGUAACUAAUGUAAAUUUCCAGUUGUUCAAACCA
Molecule: messenger RNA, 1709 nt
Organism: Musa acuminata AAA Group (dessert banana)
Lineage: Eukaryota; Viridiplantae; Streptophyta; Magnoliopsida; Zingiberales; Musaceae
Exons: 1
Coding region: 268-999 (243 amino acids)
Source: RefSeq, a predicted model, not a curated record